AUGGAACUUGAAAUAAUAUCAAGAGAGUUCAUCAAACCCUCAUCACCAACUCCUCCUCACCUUAGAAAAUUUCCCCUCUCUUUUAUAGAUCACAUUACUGUCCGUAACUAUGUGCCUCUACUUUUCUUUUACAAUGAUAUCAAAGUUUGUGACCAAACAUCCAAAAUCUCACACCUUAAGAAUUCCUUGUCUCAAAUUCUAUCCAUAUAUUAUCCCUUUGCAGGUAGGUUUAAAGAUCAACUUUCCAUCGAAUGUAACGAUCAAGGUGUGUCAUUUCUAGUCGCAAAUAUCACAGAAACAAAAUUAUCGACAAUCCUCCAAAACCCAACUGAAAAUGUGCUUAACCCUUUGUUUCCCGAUGAAUUACAAUGGAAGAAAAUGGAUUGGAAUGAAAGUAUUUUAGUCAUUCAAAUCAAUUGUUUUGCAUGUGGAGGAUUCGUAAUAAGUGUUUGUGCUUGUCACAAAAUUAUUGAUGCUGCAACCGCUUUCAAUUUUAUGAACGAUUGGGCCAAACUGAACCGUGAAGAAGGAGAUUCAAAUUCAAAGUUAUUGUUACCCAACAAUUUACUUUAUGCGGGUGAUACAAUAUUUCCACAAGGUAACUUGCCAAAAUUUCCGGAACGCGAGUUUGUGAUAGAUAAAACAAUAGUGUGUAAAAGAUUUGUGUUUGAAGCUUCUAAGAUAAAGUUACUUAAGAACAUGGUAAAUUCUGAUUCCCCUACUGUGAAAAAUCCCACACGUGUAGAAGUUGUCAUGUCACUAAUUUACAAGAGUGUGAUUUCUGCAUUAGGAUUAAAUUACAAAACAACAUCGCUUCGCAUGGCUGUAGAUCUUCGCAAAAGAAUGGUUCCUCUAUUGUCUAAAAAGUCUGUAGGAAACUUGAUUUGGUUCUUAGUUGUUACGAACCCAGAAUCACAUGACUUGAUAUUCAAAAUUAGGCAAGGGAUGUGUGAGUUUUGUGAGGUUUAUCCAAAGAAAUUUGGAGGGGAAGAAAAAGACUUUUCCUUUAUUUUUGAAUGUUUAAAACAAGAUACUACUUCAGUUACAAAGAGUAAUAAUGAUCAAAGUUGGAUUCUUUUUUCUAGUUGGUGUAGAUUUCCAAUCUAUGAAGUUGAUUUUGGAUGGGGAAAACCAAUAUGGGUGACAACUAGUACUUGUCCGGUGAGAAAUGCAAUAGUUUUGAUGGAUACAAAAGAUGGAGAUGGGAUUGAAGCGAUUGUAAAUAUGGAAGAGAAUGAUAUGAUUAUGUUUGAGCAUGAUGUGGAGCUCCUUCAAUAUGCUUCUCUGAAUCCUAGUAUUCUAUGUAACUAAUGAUUUCUAAACUCAAAGAGGUUUGUCGAAAUUGUCGUAGAAAACACUUUUUUUAAGGUGUUAUUGGUACAAAGUUUCUACAUCGAUCUAUUUAGCGAUUAAUCUCCGUCUAGAAAUAUGUGCAACACAUAAGAUAGGUUUGUCCCUUCCAACUGAAUUUUUUUUAUAUGUAUGAGUAAAAAAAUCGAACCACUAACCACACUCGUGUAAACGCUCUCAAACAAAGGAGCUACCCUUGGGAAGUAAGCUUUCUCACCUGGAUCAAUAGAAAAGCAACUGGAACUGGAUCGAUGGAAGUUCCAAUGUAAAGUUUCCUCUUCUCUUGGUCUAGCCCAUCUGAUUGAAGUACCAUUGACCACUCGAGUUGUCGGCGGCGAGUUUCCAAGCAGAGGUUACAAUUAAAGGCCUAGCGUUCCAACCAUGCAUGAGACAACCAUCAUUCUCUUCCACCUUGUAACCCUCCCUGCCGAAAAGCGACAACAACAGACUCGCUCGCAUUAACGCAUUAGAUCCCAAAUGUACCGGAGAAAAUCCAGCCCAACCGAACCGGUUCCUCCACUGGUUCAAAGUCUCAUGACGCUCAACCCGGUCCGUUCCUUCACACGCCACCACGUUGCAAAUUUGCUUCCCAAGAUACACCUCUGACAUAGCCUUGUCCUGCGGUUCAGCCAACGAACUCUCCAGCGAGUCAAACAGAGCUGAAUAAUAGUACAGCGACUCGGUAAACCGGUCCAGAAAACUCGAUCCGUUGUGAUUUGCUUCUUGUUCGACUACGGUUACAAUCUCCGGCUGAAUCUGACGGAUAACAGAAAAUACUCUCUCAAGCGAGCCGGGACGCGCGUUAAGUUUAUGAAGUUCAAAAACAGAGUUAACAGCAACAGAUUCAGUCUCCGGCGAACGGAGUUCAAGCAUAGAAGCUUCUAGAUCAGCGAGACUAUUAACAACAACACGGCGAUACUUAAACUCAACACCAAACGUUUGUGCAAGCUGAGCAAGCUUCCAACCAACCUGUUGGAGGUGAUCGGAGUUAUCAGAAGCCGGAGAUCCUACUCCGGUGAGACGAAAGGCAUGAGGACCACCGGGACGCAAGGCAAGCGCCCGCAUAAGCUCCUGCCACUGUAUUCCUUCAUUGAUGGAAAAAUCAAUGACAUGAACACGAGAUUUUCCUUGAAAAGCUUCGAGAAUAGCUUGAUUCGCGGUGAAAUGAGCUACUUUUAGGUGAGGACAAGCUUUAUAGAAAUGGUUCUGAAGGGAAGCAGAAAUGGAAUGUUGUGGAAACAUACCGUGGAUUCGCCGAGCGAGAGCUUCGGCGAAAUAGGUAGCAACUUUACUCGUAGCGGGUUUUUGUAAUGCAGCUAGGUAUUUGAUCGGUUUGGCAAUAUCUUCCGCUAGAGGUAUAUUGUUCUGUUCAACUGCCUCAGCAUAAGCCAUCAAAGUCUUGUGAAGCAUUUGAGCAACGUCAGACAUGUCUGAUUAUUUCACUUUGUAACUGUUGUUGGAGAUAAAACUCACAAACGCAAAUUAAUACACACACUGAUGAUUAUUGGAUUGAGAUUAUGAGAGAGUAAAGGGAGAUAAUGAAACUGUAUUUAACUUUUCUAUCUCAAUUUGUGCCAGAGUAGUAUUAGGAUGACUUUUCGGAAAUUGUGAUUUGUUAAACAUGGGGGUUGUGGUGGUUACAGGAA
Messenger RNA from Trifolium pratense (red clover), 2996 nucleotides. RefSeq names its product stemmadenine O-acetyltransferase-like. The record is from RefSeq and is a predicted model, not a curated record. The transcript has a single exon. The coding region runs from base 1 to 1311 and encodes 436 amino acids. NCBI's taxonomy places the organism in Eukaryota, Viridiplantae, Streptophyta, Magnoliopsida, Fabales, Fabaceae.